Ornithorhynchus anatinus (platypus) is the source of this 1172-nucleotide messenger RNA. It is a transcript of the gene GPN2, whose product is annotated as GPN-loop GTPase 2. The record is from RefSeq and is a predicted model, not a curated record. Gene Ontology annotation, cellular component: cytoplasm. The coding region runs from base 62 to 976 and encodes 304 amino acids. NCBI's taxonomy places the organism in Eukaryota, Metazoa, Chordata, Mammalia, Monotremata, Ornithorhynchidae. Gene Ontology annotation, molecular function: GTPase activity. The transcript has 5 exons.
GGUCAGCCGUCCGCCAUCUUGCCUUCGCUUUACCUCAGCCGAGCGCGGGAGGCCCGAGGCCAUGGCGGCCUCCCUCGCCGCCUUCGGCCAGGCCGUGAUCGGGCCCCCGGGCUCGGGCAAGACGAGCUACUGCCUGGCCAUGCGGGAUCUCCUCGUCGGGCUGGGCCGGCGGGUGUCCGUGGUCAACCUGGACCCGGCCAACGAGGGGCCGCCCUACCCCUGCGCCGUGGACGUGGGCGAGCUGGUCACCCUGGCCGACGUGAUGGCGGCGCUGGGCCUGGGCCCCAACGGGGGCCUGCUCUACUGCAUGGACUACCUGCACGCCAACGUCGACUGGCUGCGGGCGCGGCUGGCCGGACUCCCCGGACACUACUUCCUCUUCGACUGCCCGGGCCAGGUGGAGCUGGGCACCCACCACGACGCCCUCAGGGCCGUCUUCGCCCGCCUGGCCCAGUGGGGCGUCAGGCUGGCCGCCGUCCACCUGGUGGACUCGCACUACUGCACGGACCCGGCCAAGUUCAUCUCGGUGCUGUGCACCUCGCUGGCCACCAUGCUGCACGUGGAACUGCCCCACGUCAACCUCCUGUCCAAGAUGGACCUCAUCGAGCAGUUCGGGAAGCUGGCCUUUAACCUGGACUACUACACCGAGGUCCUGGAUCUCUCCUACCUCGUCGACCACCUGGCCUCUGACCCUUUCUUCCGACAUUACCGCCGCCUCAACGAGAAACUGGUGCAGUUGAUUGAGGACUACAGCCUGGUCUCCUUCAUCCCCCUCAACAUCCAGGACAAGGAGAGCCUCCGGCGUGUCCUGCAGGCCGUGGACAAAGCCAACGGUUACGGCUUUGGGGAACAGGAGCAGCGGAGCCUGGAAGCCAUGAUGUCAGCCGCCAUGGGGGCAGAUUUCCACUUCUCCUCCACGUUGGCCGUCCAGGAGAAAUACCUGCAGCCGCCGGAACGGGAAGACGAGCGGCCGUAGAGGCCGUGGGGGCCGAGCGGCGGCGCCCUCUCGGGAGUCCGGAAGGGCCGGGACCGUUCGUCGGGCCGUGGCGGGCGAGGGGCCGGCCGGCCGCCCCCCGCGCCCUCACGGUUGCCGGUGGAUCCUCGGGGGGCGGCAGGAGCCUUCCCUCCUCGACUCUCCAUCCCUCCCCCCAAUACACGCUGUUUUCUGUCUG